Ixodes scapularis (black-legged tick) is the source of this 689-nucleotide messenger RNA. Its product is annotated as cuticle protein 10.9-like. NCBI's taxonomy places the organism in Eukaryota, Metazoa, Arthropoda, Arachnida, Ixodida, Ixodidae. Gene Ontology annotation, cellular component: extracellular matrix. The transcript has 3 exons. The coding region runs from base 1 to 429 and encodes 142 amino acids. The record is from RefSeq and is a predicted model, not a curated record.
AUGAAGUUGAUAAAGAAUACUUACUCCCAGGAAAUGUUAGAAGAUAUGCAGAAACGUUUAUUCGAGCAGGUCGCAUUUCUCGUGGGUUGCCUCUGCGUUGCCGCCGCACAGCGGGGUUUCGAAGAGAACUACGGCCCUCCGAUCCCGUACGCCUUCAACUACCUCUCCCAACUCCAGGACGGGAGUCAUUCCCACGAGCAGAGUGGAGACGGUAGCGGCCGUGUGCAGGGCAAGUACACGCUGACCGACGCCGACGGUCGCUCAAGGACCGUCACGUAUUACGCCGACGCAAGUGGCUUCCACGCCGAAGUGAUCACCAACGAGCUGGGAACAGAGUCUAAGAAUCCCGCCGACGUCGUCAUCCGGUCAAGCGCUCCUACUGGACCCGAGGCCGCCAUCGCCAACGAGCCCAACCGAUUCCGCGGCUGACCAGCGCCCGUAGGCUUAAGGGGCUAGAUGAACCGCUAGACCCUGCGACGCUUCGCCGCUUCAAAUCACUACGCCUGUGUGCGGUCCUAUACACGCGCAUAUACGAGCGCUUCGGCUCGAAGCUGUACGGCAUCGUCUGCAGCGCCUUGGACGAUGGUGCUCUGUAAAGUUGCCUUUCUCCUCCCUACACCAUCCCUUCUCCUUCUACAUCUUCCCUUCCUGGUUAUGUGUUCCCACCUUUUACUCUUCGUCUGCUGUGA